GAAAGAGGCGCAACAGAAGUGUGCAUAGAUUUCCCCUCGUGCCAGUGCGUGCAUGUGUCAGGAUAUUCGUAGUAAUGUUGCAGAGCUGUGACACCGAGACACAACCUCUUUACGUAACAAGUCAUCUUUAUUAAGUGGGAUUGUCUGCGAUUACAGUAACAAGUUGUUUGUUUGGUUGAUAAACAUAUUUCGGCUGCGUGAUUUCCUCCGGACUAAGUUCGCAGUGCUAUCAUGGACAUGUUCAUAACGAUAUACAUAAACAUAUUUGUGAAAUAUAUAUUCGUGCAUGAAGGGAGGCUCUGUGAUCACUUACGUUUCAGUGUAGUAGAACUUAACAGAUCUAAGUGACAUACUCGAGACCAAUGAGAGGUGAAGUUUCGAGUGACGUGAUGGUGGUAUAAAGAAAAUAUAUAUCCGGAGUGAAAGAAAUAUUGCAUCCGUGGUUGCAGUUGGUUCGGAAACUGGGAGACUAUGUUUGCUAUCGACAAGAUGCCAAUAAUACAUAUGCAACGCAGAAAUUCGCAGUUUCAGCGCAAAGUAUCUAUUCGCAUAGGCGAACGAGCGAACUAUGUCAACAGUCCUCAUGUCAUUGCUAUGGUUGGCCUCCCAGCCCGAGGCAAGACAUAUAUUUCCAAGAAACUCUCCAGGUAUCUCAAUUGGAUUGGCAUUAACACGAAAGUGUUCAAUCUGGGUGAAUACAGACGACAUGCAACCUCUGCAUAUAAAAGUCACGAAUUCUUCAGGCCGGACAACAGAGAGGCCAUGGCCAUCCGGACGCAGUGUGCCAUUGAUGCUCUGCACGAUGUGUGCUCCUGGCUAGAAAAUGGUGGUGAGGUUGCGGUGUUUGAUGCCACCAAUUCAACAUGGGAUCGCCGGCAAAUGAUUAAGGAGAUUGUUGUGAAUAAGAUGGGAUUCAAGCUUUUCUUUGUAGAGUCAGUCUGUGAUGAUCCACAGAUCAUAGAACAGAACAUUAUGGAAGUGAAAGUGAACAGCCCUGAUUAUAAGAACAUGAACACAGAAAUGGCACUCAGGGACUUCCUACAGAGGAUUGAACACUAUCAGGAGAAGUACAUGGCUUUGGAUGAGAAGCAAGAAUCAGAUCUGAGCUUUAUGAAAAUAUACAACACAGGCGAGAAGGUAGUGGUACACAAGCAUGAGGGACAUAUCCAGAGUCGUAUUGUCUACUACCUGAUGAAUAUUCACAUUACACCUCGUACAAUCUAUCUGUCAAGGCAUGGUGAGAGUGACAUGAAUGUUGAUGGACGUAUUGGAGGAGACUCAGAUCUCUCUUAUCGAGGGAAGUUAUAUGCAACUGCACUAGCGAACUACAUUCAGCAACAAGAAAUAACAGGACUUAGAGUGUGGACGUCAUGGCUCAAGAGAACCAUUCAGACCGUAGCAACAAUUCCAGCACCGCAGGAACGCUGGAAAGCUCUCAAUGAAAUAGAUGCUGGAAUCUGUGAAGAGAUGACAUAUGAAGAGAUUGCUGAAAAGUAUCCUGAAGACUUCACAGCACGUGACCAGAGCAAGUUUACAUACCGAUAUCCUCGUGGCGAGAGUUACGAAGAUCUGGUAGCACGAUUAGAGCCUGUGAUAAUGGAACUGGAACGUCAGGGUAAUGUCCUUGUAGUGAGUCACCAGGCAGUCAUCAGAUGUCUGUUGGCAUACUUCCUGGACAAAUCUGCAGAUGAACUGCCAUAUCUGUAUGUGCCGCUUCAUACAAUCAUCAAAUUGACACCAGUGGCAUAUGGUUGUAAAGUGGAACACAUCAAACUUCCCAUCGAUUGCGUUGACACACACCGCCCCAAACCGAAGGAUGAGGAAGAUCCAUGCAACCAUGAAGAGCCGCAUGAAAAUGGCGGCCAGGAGUUAUGUGAUUACGACUCCCAGUAUCUGUUUGCAAAUCCACACAAGUUUCUUUAAAUUGGGGAAAGUAUCACUUUUCUAAGAACAGAGAGUAGAUAUACCCAUCUAUUAACUUUUAUAACAUGAGUAGGUAAAUGGGGCAGGAAAUACAUUAUAAGUAUAGUUUUACUAAAAAGUUAAAUCAUUGUUGAAUAUAAACAUUAUGGCUCACUAUAGAAAAAACUUAAGCUGAAAGUGGAUUUCACUUACGGUGUGAAAAAUUAGCAAGAAACACUUCUGGUUGAAUUUGAAUGCUAGGACUCCGAAACGUGGCUUCUCCAUGGAAAUUCCAUCAUUGUGGUAUACUUCAAAUUAGCUAGGCUAAUGGAGGUUAGCUGAAGCACUGAUAAAAUAAAAACUUCUGGUUAUUAAAAUUUACUUAAUUCUCAGCCUACAAACAUGUUUCUUCACUUAUGACAGUUUCACAGUCAAAUGUUGUUGACCGAAGUACAGUAGUGGUAAAAAUUGGGCCAUAGUGUGGCAGAUUCCAUCUUUACCUACCUCUUUCACUUUCCACAACUUCUCAUUAUCAAGUUCUGGAAGGUGAAGGAUUACAUUUGCAGGGUUAUUGAUCUUCAACAAAUUCAACAAGAAAUUAAAAUGAAGAGUGAAAGAUAAUUUGUGCAUGGAUAAUCAUUGUACAGAUAUUUGGGAGUAUACCAUAAUCAUUUUGUGUGAAUUCUUAGUCUAUCCCUGUAAUAUGCAGACACUCUUUAUAGUCAAAAGCAGUGGUUCUUGAAUUUUUGAUUCACGGGAACGUAAGUUGAAAUUUAAGAAUUCUCAGCUUGGUACUUAUUUUAAUAAAUAAAUAUACAUAACAUUACUGGGAGAAAACUGUAGAUAUGUGAAUAUAGUCUUGCUUCAUGAGUUAUUCAAACUCAAGUCCCACAUUUCAUGGCAUCCGUCAUGUUUGUAUUUGUUAUUCUUGUGUAUUUGCACAAAAGACUGACUGAUUAGUUCAGACAUAUGAAUCACAACUCUCAGUGUAUGUCUUAUUUCUGAUAAGUGCUUUUGGGAUGCUGUUGAUAUAGAGACUUAGUACAGUAGCGCCUUACUGGAUUUGUUGUUGUUUAGGACAUUUUUGAAUGUUGCAGUGUAAGGUAGGUGGCAUGCGUUAAGUUUACUCUUGUACCCAAAGAACUUUAGGACUGCUGCUAUAGACGUGUGGCAAAGUCAAGGUAUGUGGGUGACAAGAUAUCUGCAAAGUUAGUGCAUGGAUGCUUGUAUGUCUGAAUGUAAAUAUGUGAAUAAUCAGAACACAUUUAAAAACCCAAAAGAACAUAUUUAUGUAGUUGUUAAAAAUUAUUAUAUACUUUGCUCUCUGUAUUUAUCAAGUUAAUGAGGCACUAAUCCCUUAUAAUACAUAAAGUGAACUUGGUACCCAAAACUUACAAGAUUGUAUUUAUAAAGAAAGGUUUGUUUGUAUCUGUGGCAGACGUUUUCACAUGAAAACAACAAAACCAGGUGCAAAACUUUGUUCUUUUGAAUCACCAAUUUGACAAAUUGUGGGAAUAUUGUCCAUGUCCUUCCUAGACAGAUUCACACAUGUGAACGACACAGCAUAGAGUGGUGUAUAUGAGGCUCCCUACUCUUAAAAAUAUUCUCUGUCACUGUCCAUCUAGAAGUAGUCAUGUUAUUAUCAGUGACAUCAUUAUGUGAACAUUCUCAUAAAUAUUUAUUAAUACCUUAUAUAUAUAUAUAGAACCUGUUCAUGUGUGAAGAGUAUGAUGAGCAUGGAACAGAAUAUUUAAUAAACUAGAGAGAUGAACUCUUAAAGUGUGCAUGCCUGCCAUGAGCAGUCGUCAGUCACAGAAAGAAAGUUAGAAAUUCUAGAUUACCGCUGUUGUGUCCUUACCUUUAUAAUCUUUUUUUUUAUGAGGAACUUACUAUGUAUUCAUAAAGUAGAUGAAAUGUACCGUAUCUUUUGUACAGUUACAAAACUAAGGAAAAUAAGAGCACUGUCUUCUGCAGUUUGAUGCUAUGUAGCCUGUUGGAACCAACAAAGCCCAUAAACUUUUAAUCAAUUUCUUUUAUUUAUUUAUUUUCAUGAAAUUUUGCUUAUGAUGAUUAGUUGGAGUCACAGUUUUAUGUGAUACUGACUCUGCAAGAAUAUAGCAUCAAAUAAGAUGAAAUAGGUUUUCGUUCUGAUGCCAUGUAGCCUGGAAGAACCAACAAUACACAGACUUUUAAUGAAUUUCUUUUAUUUAUUGUUAUGACGUUUUAUUUGUAAUUAUUAUUUGGGGUCACAGUUUUAUGUGGUACUGAUUAUGUAAGAUAUGCUUGCAAAUAAGAUUAAAUAGUAUGAAAAAUUUAAAUAGUUCCAUCGAGUGUGACUGG
Messenger RNA from Cryptotermes secundus, 4242 nucleotides. It is a transcript of the gene Pfrx, whose product is annotated as 6-phosphofructo-2-kinase/fructose-2,6-bisphosphatase 1. The transcript has 11 exons. Gene Ontology annotation, molecular function: 6-phosphofructo-2-kinase activity; ATP binding; fructose-2,6-bisphosphate 2-phosphatase activity. Gene Ontology annotation, biological process: fructose metabolic process; fructose 2,6-bisphosphate metabolic process. NCBI's taxonomy places the organism in Eukaryota, Metazoa, Arthropoda, Insecta, Blattodea, Kalotermitidae. Gene Ontology annotation, cellular component: cytosol. The record is from RefSeq and is a predicted model, not a curated record. Bases 472 to 1923 code for a protein of 483 amino acids.